AUGCUCCUGUUCCAAUCUACCAAUCCGGCCAGCAGUAGCAGACUAAAUGCAUCGUGUGAUUCUAAAUCCGAUUCCAAGAACAUCUCCUUGGCCCCCUCGAAAGCUGAACCUGUCGGAAGAGGUGAGGAGGACGGUCCGAACAUCCGGGACGUUGGACGAGUUCAAGAAAAGCUGGAGAGUCCAUUGGAAACGGACAACCACCUCGGGCUGCUGUUGAACCUGCCGGAAGAGGUGGAGAGGACGACGGUCCGAACAUCCGGGACGUUGGACGAGUUCAAGAACAGACGACGGGCCGAACAUCCGGGACGUUGGACGAGUUCAAGAACAGCUGGAGAGUCCAUCGGAGACGGACGACCACCUCGGGCUGCUGUUGAACCUGCCGGAAGAGGCGAGGAGGAGGACGGUCAACACAGCCGGGACCGUGGCCAAGUUCAAGAACCUAUUCCAAGAACAUCUCUUUGGCCCCCUCGAAAAGCUGAACCUGCCGAAAAAGGCGAGGAGGACGGUCCGAACAUCCGGGACGUUGGACGAGUUCAAGAGCAGCUGGAGAGUCCAUCGGAGACGGACGACCACCUCGGGCUGCUGUUGAACCUGCCGGAAGAGGCGAGGAGGAGGACGGUCAACACAGCCGGGACCGUGGCCAAGUUCAAGAACCUAUUCCAAGAACAUCUCCAUGGUCCCCUCGAAAAGCUGAACCUGCCGGAAGAGGUGAGGAGGAGGACGGUCAACACAGCCGGGACCGUGGCCAAGUUCAAGAACCUAUUCUGAAUCCGAUUCCAAGAUCAUCUCCUUGGCCCCCUCGAAAAGCUGAACCUGCCGGAAGAGGUGAGGAGGAGGACGGUCCGAACAUCCAGGACGUUGGACGAGUUCAAGAAAAGCUGGAGAGUCCAAUGGCGACGGACGACCGCUCGGGUUGCUGCUGAACCUGCCGGAAGGGCGAGAAGGAGGACGGUCCGCACAGCCGGGAUUGACAGACUUGAGACUUUGCCGGAGACGGUUGACCACUUUCGGUUGUGGUUACUGAAUCCGCCGGAAAAGGCAAAGCCAAAGACGGUGCGCUAUUUGAAGUCAGCUGCUUAUUCAUUAACCCUAUUUCUUUACGUGAUAUUUUUACAUUAAUAAACUUUAAUUGUUACGCUGAGAGUA
Molecule: messenger RNA, 1146 nt
Organism: Culex pipiens pallens (northern house mosquito)
Lineage: Eukaryota; Metazoa; Arthropoda; Insecta; Diptera; Culicidae
Exons: 7
Coding region: 1-768 (255 amino acids)
Source: RefSeq, a predicted model, not a curated record